This is a messenger RNA of Bactrocera latifrons, 3457 nucleotides long. RefSeq names its product gamma-aminobutyric acid receptor subunit beta-like (gene Lcch3). Gene Ontology annotation, biological process: chemical synaptic transmission; signal transduction; monoatomic ion transmembrane transport. Gene Ontology annotation, molecular function: GABA-A receptor activity; neurotransmitter receptor activity; extracellular ligand-gated monoatomic ion channel activity. The transcript is spliced from 10 exons. Bases 701 to 2302 code for a protein of 533 amino acids. Gene Ontology annotation, cellular component: membrane; neuron projection; GABA-A receptor complex. Lineage: Eukaryota; Metazoa; Arthropoda; Insecta; Diptera; Tephritidae. The record is from RefSeq and is a predicted model, not a curated record.
CGAGAGCUCGUGUCGUCGUGCUAGAACGGAUUAACGCGCUGCGCGCUGUGAAUUGGUUCAACCAACUAAUACCGACAAACGAACUGACACACACAUACGAGCGUCAAAGAGGCAGCCACAGUAGACGAGAGACGGGUCGUGAAAGUGAAUAGCAGUUCUGGUGACUCGAAAGGGGACGGCGGCGGCGGUGUACGAAAGCGAAUGUGAAAAGUGAAAUUAAUUUUUGUCUGCAACUUCGUUGAAGUUGAAAUUCGUAAUCGGAACGCGACGGCUGACGGUGGUGGCGCUAAUGGUGUCGGAUUGACGGUCGUUGGAGCGUGUACGAAACAAAAAAAAACAACAACAACAACGCGUAAAAGUCAUAGCGAACGUUAUAAAAUGAAAUGUUCGAGCCUGUUAAUGAGGGUCGGCAGUGAAGCAGCUUCGCACGAAAUAAUGCACUAGAAUAUCACCAGCAACAACAGCACCAAACGCAUUGUAACGACGAGCGCAAAAUGCAACAACAACAAGUACACUUCAACGCGCUCCUCCCAUGACAUAUGUCCAAUAAGCUAACGAGUUCUAUAGAUAUAUAUAUAUAUAUACAUACACAUACAACAACUACAACAAUAUCGUUCAUAACGGCCAGCCACGGGAUAUUAUCACGUAUGACCGCCAACUCAGCCAUAUCACAGCGCAGCACAACAACAAAAACACGAUAAUGUUGUGCAAAACAAAAGGAAGUAGCAGUCGAGGCAAACGAAAAGCGCUUGAGGGAAGUAACAGCAGCAGCAGAAGCAGCAGCAGCGGCAGUGAAAGUGGGAGUGGUAGUGCCGCGAUAAGCCAUCGGUGGAUGGACAGUUGCACGUUGCUACUUUUAGUCAUACUCACAUUGACGCAUAUUCCCAGCGCGAGAUGUAAGCGAAAAGAAAUGGCCGCCGGUCGUUUGGAGAAUGUCACACAAACUAUUUCGAAAAUUCUCCAAGGUUACGACAUACGACUGCGUCCGAAUUUCGGCGGUGAGCCAUUGCACGUGGGUAUGGAUCUCACAAUAGCCAGCUUUGAUGCCAUAUCAGAAGUGAACAUGGACUACACCAUCACCAUGUAUUUAAACCAGUACUGGCGAGAUGAGCGGCUAGCCUUCAACGCAUACGGACCAUACUAUGACGAUGAUGCAGACGACGAUGGCGUCAAUGAUGUGCUGACACUCUCUGGCGACUUCGCAGAGAAAAUUUGGGUACCCGACACCUUUUUUGCGAACGACAAAAAUAGUUUCUUACAUGACGUCACCGAGCGCAACAAACUGGUGCGCUUGGGUGGCGACGGCGCUGUCACCUAUGGCAUGCGCUUCACAACAACACUCGCCUGCAUGAUGGAUUUGCACUACUAUCCGUUGGAUUCACAAAACUGUACAGUAGAAAUUGAGAGUUAUGGCUACACUGUCAGCGAUGUGGUGAUGUACUGGAAGCCCACACCGGUGCGCGGUGUCAUGGAUGCCGAGCUGCCACAGUUCACCAUAAUCGGUUACGGUACGAAUGAUCGUAAAGAGCGUUUAGCCACUGGUAUAUAUCAGCGCUUGUCGCUCUCUUUCAAAUUGCAACGGAAUAUUGGUUAUUUUGUAUUUCAAACAUAUCUGCCAAGCAUAUUGAUUGUGAUGCUCUCGUGGGUGUCCUUCUGGAUCAACCAUGAGGCGACAAGUGCGCGCGUCGCUUUAGGGAUAACCACCGUGCUCACUAUGACUACAAUAAGCACCGGUGUGCGCAGUUCCUUGCCAAGGAUAUCUUAUGUCAAAGCCAUUGACAUUUAUUUGGUGAUGUGCUUCGUGUUCGUUUUCGCUGCACUGCUUGAGUACGCAGCUGUCAAUUACACGUAUUGGGGUAAGCGCGCCAAGAAAAAAGUGAAAAAGUCCAAAGAUGGUGAAGGCAGAAAAACAGGCAAGGGCGAUAAAUCCGAAACGUGUUCAACGGCCGAUGACAUCAUCGAAUUGCAGGAUGUGCGCAUGAGUCCUAUACCCUCAUUGCGUAAAGGCAACUACAAUAGCACGCUCGGCUCCAUAGGCACCGAAACUGUGGACCUGGCAAAGUUUCCACCGAGCUUUAGAAUUACGCGCAAUUAUGGCACAAAUCGUACACAUUUGCGUUAUAGAGGCCAAAAAGGCAAACCACGCAUGCUGCAUGCGCUGAAACGAGGCGCUUCGGCCCUCAAAGCAACUAUACCGAAAAUCAAAGAUGUUAACAUUAUCGACAAAUAUUCACGCAUGGUGUUCCCAGUCAGCUUUUUAGCCUUUAAUCUGGGCUACUGGCUGUUCUACAUUCUGGAAUGAUAGCACCUGCUGACACUUCACGCCAAAUAGGAGGAACCCUAGUUAGUGUGUAGUGUACAAGUAAAUUAUGACACCUGAAAAUUCGAAGUCUACCACGUAACCAAAAGCCAUGGCACAACAAAAUGCACAAAAAACUGCGCAAAAAACCCAAUGUGAGAGAGUCCAAUCAAAAUUAUGUAAAAGUAAAAUGAAUCAAAGAAAUGUCACCAAAAAUUAACCAAAUGUGUCCUCAAAUGAAUUAGAAUUAAAACAAUUGUGUAGAUGAACGCCAAAUUAACUAAAGCAAAUUAGAGCAACAACACCAACCUAAAUUGUCAGAACGAGCCCUUUAAAAUUAAAAAAAAAAAAUUAAAAAAAAAAAAUAAAAUUAAAAAAAAUGUAAUAACAGAAAAGCACGAUUUCAUUGCCACUUCGAUGGAUGUGUUUGCGAAUCUUAUAAAAGUUCAAACAAAACCUAACAUAGUCAAUGAAAAGUUGGGCUUAGUACUAAAUGUGACCCUUCGCUAUAACGAAAUAAAAAAUUACUUACAUACAUACCGACAACACAAAUUCUUACCAACGUUUAGUUUAAGUUAGGAACGAAUUAGGAAGUCCAAUGUUUUAGGAAACACAAGGUCGAAAACUUAGAAAACAAAAUUUAAUUACGAAUACUAAUACUUACAUAAAUUUAGUGGGAAGCUUGAAAUAGGAACCGAAAAUAAUGAUUUUGAUUUUUCAAAUUUAUUUCAAAUUGAUUAACAAUAAUCGCUUUAGAUUUUUUACUUUCUUUACAAAAGUCUCGAUAUGUCACCUAAGGGGUUAAAUACAGUUAGAAAGCCUAAGAUAGCGAGUUUUACAGAAUUUUUUCUGGGGCAACUCUUAAAGUUAUUUAUCCAAAAAUAUGUACACAUAUUGAGCUAUCUUUUAACUGUACUUUAAGGCUUAGUAUUAGUUAAAAUAUUUAUUUGAAAAGGAACUACAACUGAUCUCCAGGAGCUCCAUUCAAUAAAGGCGUUUUGCAAUGAUCACUAUAUCUCUGAACAAGAUCCUCUGAAAUUAAAAGAAAGAGAUAUCAUUAAAGUAAUGCUAAAUCUAGUAAUUAAUAAAAGGAAUAAGCAAAAUAGUAUUUUUUGACAAAAUGGCGUUUUCUAAAAUGAAAAACAAUUUUUGAACACU